AUUGAACAACUUCUCGUGGAUAGCUUCGAUGCGAUACGAAAAUACGAAAAUGUAAACAAAUGUAGCGCACGCGCAGCAGCAGCAAUAAUAAUAGGAAGCAAACAAACAAACACGAUACCAAAAAUAAUAAUACAAAAGGAAAUACUCUCACACACACUCGCUCUCAGUCUCUCUCUCUGUCUCUCUCUCGAGUGCUGCCAUAAAACUGGAUCUGACUGCCUUCCAGCUGGGGACCGAGCAGAAAGCUGCUCCCGCUGCUGCUGCUGCUGCGGCUGAGGCUGAGGCUGAGACUGCGACUGAGGCGACUGCUGCGACUCUCCUCGUGCUGUCGCUGCCUUCCAGUGGGGCCUGCUGCAGCAGACGGCCACAACAACGUCAGCAGUGCUGUCCUGCGAGUCCUGUCGUCCAGUCGUCCUGGCGUCCUGGCUGCUACCGCUCCACGUCCUCGUCGUAGUGCUGUAGUGUACAGUGUGUGCUGCUUCCGCGCUCGACACUCUACACUGGCAAAACUCAGGGAAUUUUUCCAAAAAACACACACACACUCACACACACACUAGCGCGCACAAAAUACACACACUCACGCACACCAAUACACAGACGUUUUGCGUUGCCAAAAAAGCAGAAAAAGCAAAUAUCUCUUCACAUGGCCUGGCCAAUAGUUGUUAGCAAAUUUCGAGGAAAUGCUGCGACAAACCUUAACCUCAAUGACAACGGCAGCAACUUCAACUGCAACUGCAACUGCAACACAACGUUGCCUGUUUAGUGUGGUGUUGUGUUAAUUGUUAUUUAUGUAUAUAUAAAUUUGUGUGAUAUUGCAACAACAACAAUGAGCAAAAGUUGUGCAAAUGCAAAAGCAUAGCAGCAAAUAGCUAGAGCGAGCGAUAGAGAGGAGCGCGACGCAGGAGACGGAAAGCGAAAGAGAUAAGGCAAGACGACGAGGAGAACUUUAAAUCGGCGCUGUCGGAUUCAAAAAGUUUCAGCAAAAAGUUCAAGCAAAAAGCAAAAAUUAAAAAAACAAAACACAAACAACGACAACAAACGGUUUUGCAAUAGCAGCAACAAACAAACAAAAAAACAUAAAUACAACAAAAUAAUAAGAAACAACAACAACAUUUAAAGGGGUCCAAUGUUGCAGCAAACAACAUGCAGCAAACAACAAUGGCAGCAACGACAGCUUAGAGCAACAACAACAACAACAGCGACAGCGACAGCAGAGUUAUCUGCAGCAACAACAACAACAGCGGCAACAGCAACAGCAAGUGCAACAACAACAGCUAAAGCUCAUAGCUAUAGCAACAACAGCAGCAAGAGCAGCUGCAAUAGCAGCAUAAGCAUUAGCAACAUUCGCUUUAGCAACAUGUUUCCAGCCGGAAGACAUGCAGCCAACAACAACAACAACAAUACAACAGCAACAGCAACAGCAACAACAACGAUAGAUUUCAAUAGUCGCAGGCGACGCGGACGACUACGAAACGUGCCCAAAUGUUGCCAAUUAGUGCCAGCAGCAGAUGCAAAUGUUGCUUAUACACCACAACAACAACAACAACUACAACAAGCAAAACAGAAACAGAAACAAGCAACAAACAAACACCAUGCAACAAAGCUUUUGUUAUCAAUAAUGUGCGCGUACAUUGUCGAUUGUGUAAAUAUUUUAAAACGCUUAGUAUUAUUAACAUUAAAUACAACAACAACAACUCCAAUAACAACCACAACAACAACAACAGCAGCAACUACAGCUGCAAGCAAAAAGAAAGAACAAACAACUGCAAGCAAACAUCAAGCCGCGAAGGCAAUUGGUGGGCGUGGCCAGGCAUUUAAUUGCACACUCGUGUUGCUGCUGCUCUGCUGCCUUCUGCUUCCCCUGCUGGGCAGUGUCCAGGGCCAUAAGCCCAAAACCGCCACACAGCACAAGCAACAACACCAACAACAUCAGCCGGCUCACAAUAACGAUGUGACGGUUAAUAAUAUGGGAGGCGUGGCCGGUGUACCGCCUACUUAUCAAGUGAAAUCAUCGCAAACAUCGAACGAGGAUGAGGGCGAAUUGCUCUACGACGAACAAAUGUUUGGCGAAGAGGAGGAAGAAGGUGCCCAACUCAACGCCGCGAACAGCGGCAACGGCGGCGACGGCAGCAGCGAUGAGGAUAAUGUGGCCAAUCAGCAUGGUAUCAAUGAAACUACAACCGACAAUUCAAACACCACGAAAACGCCAUUAUUUCCAAAAGAUCUAUUCACGAAAGAACAGCUCGAGAACGGCGCUGUCAUCCUGCACAUCAUCGGUGUUAUAUACAUGUUUGUGGCGCUGGCAAUUGUCUGCGAUGAAUUCUUCGUGCCUUCCCUUGACGUAAUCAUUGAAAAGCUCGGCAUCACUGACGAUGUUGCCGGCGCAACGUUUAUGGCUGCGGGUGGCAGUGCCCCGGAGCUCUUCACGAGUGUCAUUGGCGUUUUCGUGUCGUUCGAUGAUGUUGGCAUUGGUACGAUUGUUGGAUCGGCUGUCUUUAACAUACUCUUCGUGAUUGGGAUGUGUGCGCUAUUCUCAAGAACUGUAUUAUCGCUGACAUGGUGGCCAUUAUUCCGCGAUUGCUCAUUCUACAGCAUCAGUUUGCUGGUGUUGAUCUACUUUUUUCGCGACAAUCGCAUAUUCUGGUGGGAGGCGCUCAUCCUGUUCACCAUCUAUAUUGCCUAUGUGACCUUCAUGAAGUGGAACGUACAGGUGGAGCAUUGCGUCAAGAAGAUGAUUACCAAAAACAAGGUGACUCGCGUCAGAAGUACAGAUCAACUUAUGCCAGCAGGUAAUGCUGCCAACUCAUCGGAAACAUCAAUGGCCACCCAGCCGGGCGGUUCGGUAACAUCACGAGCGGCCAGCGAGACCCGUUCGGGUCCGGCCGGUACAAGCAAUGCGGGCGCUACAGGUAAUAGCAGUGGUGGGACUGCUGGUAGUACACAGACCGGUGCAAAAUUCCGUCAUGGCCUAUUACAGCUAAUGAUACACACGAUAGAUCCACUACACGAUGGCAAAGUGGACGAGAAGGCAACGCAGCUGCAUGCCAUCGCCUCGCUUAAAGUGCUGCUGGAUGCCACAAAGCCGCAACGAGGUGGCGCCACCACCUCAGCGGCCAAUCACGUCAAGAUCAAUCUCAAGGAAACUACGUUGGCCGAUCGUCCCAAUGGCAAUAUCGAUACCACACUUGACUCGCCAUCGUUAAGUGGUCGACGUCCUAGCUGGAUUGAGCAGAGGGUCAAAAUUCAGACACGCAAAUUUAGCAUCAAAGCGCCUGAAAUCGAGGACGAACCGGAGCCCCUCAGCAUGGCCUGGCCGGAUACGGCCCGUAAGCGUCUCACCUACGUCCUGGUCGCACCACUUCUGGUCCCAAUGUGGCUGACAUUGCCCGAUACGCGAACACCGCGCGGCAAACGCUUCUUUCCGGUCACCUUUAUAGGGUCCAUUGUGUGGAUAGCUGCCUUCUCCUAUCUGAUGGUCUGGUGGGCCAAUGUCGCUGGUGAUACAGCGCGCAUUCCACCCGAGGUAAUGGGUCUAACCUUCCUGGCAGCAGGAACAUCCAUACCGGAUUUGAUAACCUCAGUGAUUGUGGCACGCAAAGGCUUUGGCGAUAUGGCCGUGUCCAGUUCGGUGGGCAGCAACAUCUUCGAUGUGACUGUGGGCUUGCCGAUACCGUGGCUGCUAUAUGGGAUUAUCUACGACGCACCCGUUGAAGUGAACUCGGUGGGCAUGGUCUGUUCCAUUACCAUUUUGUUUAUGAUGCUCGUAUUUGUGGUGCUGUCAAUUGCCUGCUUCCGUUGGCGCAUGAACAAGGGUCUGGGCUUUACCAUGUUUCUGUUGUACUUUGUCUUUGUUGCUGUAUCGCUGAUGUUCGAAUAUGAUUUGAUCACAUGCCCCGUUUAAAGCGUCCAGCAUAAAGACAAAGAUCAUAAUACACAUAUUGCCGAGGGAUCCGUGCAAUAACCAAUUAGCUAAAUUUAUAUACAAAACAAAUUAAUGAAUUAAUUACGAACAACAAACCAAAACAAAAAACAAAAAACCAAAAAACAAAUACCAAUGAAUUAACAAAUGGACUAAGCUAACUAAUCGAAUUGUUAAACAAAAUGCAUAAAUCACAAAUACAACACAACAACAAAAAAACCAAAAACACUAAACGAAAUCCAAAACAAAACCAAGAAAAGUUAAUAACAACAAAAACAAACAAGAAACGAGUUAGUUAGUGCUAUACAUGCAGCGUUUUUUCCUUUUUCAACAAAAAUUACGAAAAAAAAAGAAAGAGACAUUUACUUUAAAUGUUUAGCAGCAGCUUUUUAAGCAAAACCAAAACCAAAUACUAUUUAAAAACAAGAUGAACAACAAAUUCAAAAAUCAAACACAAACUCUCUCUAUCUCUCUACUCAAACUAUGAACCUUACUAUCUUAUUCAUUGAUUACUUACUUACUAAUUAGACAAAACCAAACAAAAUGGAAAUGAAAAAAAAAAAACAAAAACAAAA
Messenger RNA from Drosophila nasuta, 4494 nucleotides. RefSeq names its product solute carrier family 24 member Nckx30C (gene Nckx30C). Gene Ontology annotation, cellular component: plasma membrane. Lineage: Eukaryota; Metazoa; Arthropoda; Insecta; Diptera; Drosophilidae. Gene Ontology annotation, molecular function: calcium channel activity; calcium, potassium:sodium antiporter activity. Gene Ontology annotation, biological process: intracellular calcium ion homeostasis; calcium ion transmembrane transport. The record is from RefSeq and is a predicted model, not a curated record.